This is a messenger RNA of Caenorhabditis auriculariae, 4903 nucleotides long. The record is from the annotation of a GenBank genome assembly. Lineage: Eukaryota; Metazoa; Nematoda; Chromadorea; Rhabditida; Rhabditidae.
AUGAUUAUCAACACCUGCUUCGUGUUGAUAACCUUGAUUCGAUUUUCCGAGCCUUUUUUGUUCGGUGGAGGCGGCGGUAAUUGCGGCUGCAAUUGCGCUCCACCGCCAAGGUGUCCGCAGAUCUCAACUUGCGCCAUUCCGGUCCCUUGCUCCAACUUGGCUGCUCCGGCUGCAGCCUAUACGGUAGGAAUGAUCGGUUUUUUUGUUUCUAAACUUUUCCGAAUACUUUUUUUUUCUCAAGCAGGAUUCACUUUUAUUUAUGGGACCGUCUGAAUAAAUGGAAAAAAAAAUUGUGUUUAAGACGAAAAAAAUUCAAUUUUUCCUUUUUUAUUAGAACUUCUAAAAAAACUACCUUCUGAAUUGUUAAAAUCUUUGUAAGAUUUUUUUUUCGAUUUUUUUUACUUGACAAUUUUUAAAUAAUUUUUCUUAUCGUCCUAUCCUACAUUUCUGUUUCCAAUAACCUCCAAUUUGAGUUCACAUUUUAGUUAUUAGUUAUUUCGCAGAAAAGGUAACAAAAAUUAUAAUUUUGAACAAUUCAGCGCUGGUUUUUUUCAAACUUGCGUUCAAACCUCGCGAAUAAAAUUCCCUCUAGGGCUUCUAAGUAUUCUUAAGUGACUUCUUUAAUUUGAUUCGUCGUUUUUCUCCGAUUUUAUCAACGUACCUUCUCGGGCCGCUAAAUGGCUCGAAGAAGGCCCCAGAAAGCGGCAAAAAGAGUUCCUUUUUGGAGCCUUUUUUGAGUUCUCAGGCUCAAGAAGUGGUGGGAAAGAAAGAGGCAGUAAAAACGGUGCAUAAAAGCCGAUAAAAUGGCGCAAAAAGGCACCGAAAAAGGAGCCAUUGUCACGAAAGGAAGAUUCAUCGAAAUUAACUAAAAAUAUUCUUUUUUCAUUCCAAGUUUCAAUUGAAAUCCAAAAGUUCAGGGCUCCUACGCUUCCGUGGCCCCAGCGAUCCCUUCAAUACCAGCUUCAUCCUUCGCCACUUCCUACUCGGCCAGUUAUGCCCAACCCAAAAUCCCCCUCCUACCCGCACCAGCUCCCGUUCUUCUACCAGUCCCGCCUCCGUACCCCUUCUCCAGCUCUUCCUACCGACCUUCGCCAAGUGCCCCCAUACCGUUCCCUCCGCCGCCCGCACUUCAACCCCAGCAAGUCCUUCCGGCAAUGCUUCCAGCACCGUAUAAUCAACUCCCGGAGGCUUCUUAUUCUCAGGUUUAGGUUGAGCAAAUUGUUUUCCUUAAAUUUCUCAACGUAGCUUUUCAUGCGGUACGAAGAUUCAUCAAAAUAAAUCUUAAUUUUGAAGAAAGUUAGGCGAUGUGCCUAAAAAUGAAAAAUAUUGAAUUCAAACUUUGAAAAUGAUAUUGAGGUCCUAUAUUGUUUACUACCACAGUUAAAAAAAUAUAGAUUUUUCAAAAAAAUUUUUAAGAUUAAGAAGCAGAGCAAAAAAACCUCUUGAGAAUUUUUUUCAAAUUUUGACGAAUUAAAAAAAUUUUUUUGGCGCGAUUUCAAAAAAAUGCAAAAAGCUUUUUUUUUUUUUGGCAUAAUAAGUCUGAAACAGACACACCACGAAAGUUUUAAAAUCGCGCCAAAAAAACAUAAUUUGUCUAAAUUUGAAAAAUUUCUCAAGAGGUUUUUUUUUGCUUCUUGAUCUCAAAAAUUUUUUUGAAAAAUAUAUUUGUAUUAAGUAAUUUCAAGGUUCUGUCACAUCAGAGAACAUAAGUCAGAUGAAGACCCUUAAUUUUUUUUUCAAAAAGAACAGAAAUAUUUUCAGAUCAUGAUCACACCGCCCAACUACUUCCCGGCGACCAUUCCUUAUGAGUAUGGACAUUUUUAACCUCUUUUUUUUUGGUUCCUUUCCUCAAACAUAUUUUGAAACGUCCCCUCGACAUAAAGAAAAUUCAGAUUUCUACUGAUUAUUUGAUUCAGAAUGAUCGGAAUAACGGCUACGAUAGCGCCAUCAACACUGCCGUACAAGGUCCACAGUGGUUACGCAGAUGGACCUGUAAGAAAUAUUCCAAUAAGGGAAAAGUAUAUAUUCAAUGGUUUCCGCGCAGUAAUAUUCAAAAAGAAAAAUAUGAAAAACUACAGUAUGCUGGACCUUUUUGCGCGAUUCGCUUCGAGACCUGCGCCUUUUGCGCCUUCUUAAGAACGCUAGAGGGGUCACUAGAGGGUUUAAGAAGGGAAAAAAACCUAGAGUAGACAACAUAGUGCUCCCUAGAAGUCAGACCUCUAAGCUUCUAAAGCUUGAGUGGUCCCUAUAGGGGUCUUUCGAUUUUUGUUCUGAUUUUAAGACCAUUAGCAUGAUUCCCUUGAGUGGCCACUUUUGCAAGCCUAGUGCCCUCUAUAGAGGGCACUAGGGCGAUAAAGUCCCUCAAGGGAAUCCUAAAAGAAACUCCUAAGUUUGCCCCUCUAGGGACCACUCUGACAGUUCGAACUUUGCUUUAAGACCUGCUCCUUUUGCGCUUUUCCCUUUAAGACCUGUAAUCUGAAGGUGUACGGUACUUUGUCCAGAAAAAAAAAACGUGACAAGCUGGCAUGGAACAGACUAAAACAAAGUUGAUUCCAGGCGGACAAGGAGCACUACGAAGACAUGUCCUAUUCAACUCCGGCUUCUAAUUACGACGAUUCGUCCCCCGCCCUGCCUCCGCCGGUCCCGAACGAUUCGGAAACAGAAUACGAGAGUCGGCCCCCAUAUUCGACGUCUUCUGCGAGUUAUUCCCCGCAGACCUACGACUACAAAACGAGUCAAGUCGUUCAACAAAACUCUGAUCGAGGUUAGCUUUUCCAGUUUGCCUAAAAUGUUUACAAAAGUCGAAAAAGUACCCUUAUUUUUGUAAUUCCAGUAGGACUUCACGACGAGUUUAACUUUGAAUGAACCGGAAUUGGAAUUCUAGAAUUUCUCGAGCAAAAUUCUCAGGAAAAUUUGAAUAUAAUAUCAGAAAGUGUUUUACAAAAACAAAUCAAUGAUAAAAACCUUAGAACGCCUUUCAAAGCUUUGAGGAAGAUUCUCUGUAUUUUUCUUCAUUCUCUGAAUUUUAAAUUUUUUGUUUUUUUGCCGUUCUUCUUGUCCGUGAUCCUGAGGUUCAAUUUUGUAAAAGUAGUUGUCUCUAGGAGAACAAAAGUUUUAUCAAAAAUGCGUUUUAAUAAAUUUUUUUGAGGAACAGAGUUUAAUAAAACAAAAAACAUCGAAUUCCGUUCAAAAAAAAACGGUACCUAACUUUUUCUGAGUUUUUGAUGAGUAGAAUUUGAAAUUCCAUUUUCAUCUUUUUUCGGAUCCUGAAUUGGUCAAUUUCCAGCAACCUACGAAAACGAACUGGACGAAUUGAGCCAGCUCGUCGAUUCGCAAAACUCGACUUGGCCAGUUCUCCCUUCAAGUCAACGAAAAAUUACGGAAAGUAUGUAAAUUUUGUCUCAGAAUUUAUAUAACUUUGAUUUUUCAGUUUAUCCAGAAAGUAUGUUCGAGAAACGGCACGCGAUUUUGAAGCGAAUGAAGGUGAGUUUUGAAAAAGGGAAGGAAUUUGAAGGAGGCACUUUAUCGAUUUUUUUUUUUUGAAAAAUUUCGUUGCGAAGCGGCUCUGAUGGUAUGAUAAAAACCAACUAAUGAUUGUUUUGGCCUAAAAAAAUUAGUUUUGAAGAAAAAAUAGGAAGAAAUACGUGUAGACAGCGAAGCCCCGCCCCUUUUCGUGAUGGUUUUUUGGUCUUCAUGUUUGCUGUUUUUUUGCAAUCCCAAUACUGAACAUUUUUGAAGGAACCAUUUAAAAGAGAAAAAAAACACCGAAAACUGAAGGAAAGCUCCUGAACUUGAAAAAAUUAAACUUUUUGGCAGAUUUUGGAAAAUGCUGUUGUGGUUCCUAGAAGUACGUUCAGGAAUUCUAAAAAGUGUUUAUAGUAACUUUCCUUAAUUCAUAAUAUUUUUCAGAGUUCGAAAGACGACGAUACUGUUCCACGGACGAAGAACACGUGCAAUUCGAUGAAGCUCGCGAAUGUUAUGGCUAGAGUUCGUUUUUCCAUGUUUAUAUGAAGAAAAAUAAUAAAAAUUCUAGCAUUUAUUCAUUUCAGGACGUCUUUGAAGCAUGGUAUAACAUGAUAAAAAUCAUCUCUUGGAGUAAAAAUAGAUAAAUUUUGAGAAAUUGAAGAUUUGUAGAGUCAACUCGAAAUUUUUAAAAUUUUGUUCGGAUAAUCAGAACUUCUCCGGAUGUUCUCUGUUUCGAAUUUCAUUGAAAAAAUGCAAAUUUUUGGAUAAUUUCGAUCUUCCUCGAAUUGUUGGGCUGUUUUAGAAUAGAAGAUUAAUUUCAACUUUAUUUUUUUCAAAUUUUUUUAUAAUGGGUCCAAGAAGCUUUGUGUGAUGAGAAAGAAGGACCUUUCUGAAGGUAAUUUCAACUUCAGGCUAUCGUCGACGACGUAUCCGUGUCUAAAAGAAUGGUUCAACACGCCACGGAACUCGCUUUCGAUGGAGCCAAGUUUGAAUACUUUCUUUCUUUUUUUCUCUAUAUGGACUAAAAAAACUAUGACCCGGGCAAAGUCCGAAAGGUCUCAAAAAGAACUUUCGGAAUUUGGAACCUUUUUUUCUUGACCUUUUGUGAAAACGACCUUUUAGAGAGCAGAAAAAGUAUGAGGCGGAAAAAGGGGAAAAAAAGGAGAUUCCGAGGAACUUCUGGGAAGAAAAAUUUUUACGUAUUUCCACAUUUAUCACUAUAAAAAUUUAAUCGAUUCUUCAAAAAUCUCAAAAAAAUGAAAUUAAAUCGACUCGUCCUAUGUAAAAUAUCCUUGAAAUCAACAGAAAUAACUAAAUUUUCAUGAAAUUUUUCAGAUUCGAUGUUUUUUGCGCUACGGGCGAGUUCAGCUACAGUAUCCACGCGAGAAAGUACUGUGAAGUCACGAGCAAUGACGUCACUUGCUUCUCAUUCCGUUAA